AUGAGUGAUAAAGAACGCGAACGUGAAAGGAGUCAAUCACGUGAAAGGAGCCGAACACGUGAAAGGAGCCGAACACGUGACUCGAAGCGUGACCAUUCCGAUUCUCGAUCCCUCCGGAGACGCAGUUAUCGUGGCGACAGAUCGAGAAGCCCGUCACGAUCUCGGUCCAGGUCAUAUUCUCCAUCUCGGUCGCCCCGAAGGAAGCGGCGCCGACACAGAACCAGUCGCAGAAGCCGGAGGUCACGAAGGGAAGGUGAUGGACGACGCAAAGAUGGCCCUAGAGGCCAUGAUGACAGAAGCCCCUUGGCCCCUAGGGAGGUGGAGGAUGUGACUGUCAAGAGGGAGGAUAGCACGAACGACAAGGAAAGUACUCACGACAAGGAAAGUACAAACGACAAGGAACGCAAUGUCUCGAUGGAGGACAGGAAGGAUACUUCUGAGGAUGUUGUGGAGGAUGUGGAGGAGGGGGAUCCUUCUGAAGAGGCACUGGAAAAAAAAGUAAAGAACCCAGAAGAUGACUUGGAGGCAGCGGCAGAAGAGCUCAAGAAACUCAUGGAGCUAAAGUCUGGAGGCCGAUACGUUCCUCCUGCUAAAAUCAGAGCGCUUCAGAAGCUGCUGGUCCAGGAUAAGACGUCCAAGGAGUUCCAGAAGAUCCAGUUUGACAAUCUCAAAAAGGCAAUCAACUCGCUGGUGAACAAGGUCAGUGCUCAGAACAUUCGAGAUAUUGCGGGGGAGAUUUUCACUCAUAAUCUCAUCCGAGGACGUGGGCUGUUCUGUAGAAGUGUCAUGACCGCCCAGAGUCUUGCUCUGCCCUAUACGCCUGUCUACGCCUGUCUGACGGCCAUUGUCAACUCCAAGCUACCUCAGGUUGGCGAGCUGCUUGUGCGACGACUCAUUCUGCAAUUUCGACGGGGCUACAAGCGUAAUCAGAAGGACGUGUGUUUGUCAAGUGUGACGUUUCUGGCGCAUUUGUGCAAUUACCAUGUUGCUCAUGAGGUUCUAGUGCUUCAGUUGCUGCAUUUGUUGCUUGAGACCCCCACAGAUCACUCUGUCGAGGUUGCUGUAGCUUUCAUCAAGGAGUCCGGUGCCUUUUUGGCCGAAGUUUCGCCUGCUGCCAACAACGGAGUAUUUGAGCGUCUUCGAGCUGUGUUGCAUGAUGGCGAGCUGGAAAAACGAACGCAGUACAUGAUCGAGACGCUGUUCCAGAUCAGAAAAGACGGCUACGAAAACUACCCUGUGGUUCAAGAAGAACUGGACCUGGUAGACGAGGAGGACUAUGUGACACAUAUGACGGGUUUGGACGACAAGUUUACAGAUGAUAAGCUGCUCAACUACUUUGUUAUGGACCCUGACUACGAGGCCAACGAGGAGAAGUACGAUUUGCUGAAAAAGGAGAUCCUGGGAGACUCUGACGACGAAGAGGAAGAUGAUAGUGAAGCCGAGGAAGAGGCAGAUGAUGAAGAGGAGGAGGAGGGGGAUGAAGAGGAGGAGGCUCAAGCCUCUACCUCGGCUGUGCGAGACCUCACGGGUACAGAGCUUGCUACGUUGCGAAAGAAAAUUUAUCUGACGGUCAUGUCGACCAUGUCGAUCGACGAAAUCGUUCACAAGCUUGUCAAGCUGUCUCGAACGGUUAUUGAGAUCCCUGAGGGUCUCCCCGAAGACCAGGCUCUGAUUCUGCGUCUCAAGCGGACCCAGGAGGUGACGAACAUGCUUGUGGAGUGUUGUGCUCAAGAGAAGAUUUAUAACAAAAUCUACGGAGGUACAGGAGAGCGGCUUCUGAGACUGUCGCGGGAAUGGAGAACCAACUUUGAGAACACCUUUGGGUUCUUUUACUCGGUUAUCCACAGAUACGAGCCCAAUCAGAUCAGAAACAUUGCCACGUUCUUUGGGUACCUGUUGGCAUCAGAUUCUCUGUCGUGGAAGGUUUUGGAGGCUGUUUCUCUGACUGAAGAGGACUCGAACCCCUCGAACCGUAUCUUUCUCAAGAUUAUGUUCACCGAGAUGCGUCAGGAGCUGGGAAUGGAUCUGUUGAAGGAGCGACUUUCCAAGCCGUUUGUGCAGCAGUACAUUGCCGGUAUGUUCCCCAAGACGAAUGCUUCUCAUGUUCGGUUUGCCAUCAACUAUUUCACUGCCAUUAAUCUUGGUCCUUUGACAGAUGGUAUGCGGGAGAUUCUUCCUGGUCUGGUGGAGGAGGAGGAGAGGCUGAAGAAGGAGGAGGAAGAGCAGAAGCGAGAGUACGACAGUUACGAUUCAUACGACAGUUAUGACUCAUACGACUCCUACGACUCCUACGACUCCUACGACUCCUACGACUCCUACGAUAGUUACGACUCCUACGAUAGUUAUGACUCCUAUGACUCCUAUGACUCCUAUGACUCAGUGUCUGAGGAUGAUCGGGGGCGACGACGACGACGAGGUGUAGGAAGUAGAAGGCGGUCGCUAACUCGGUCUCCUGGUUCGCGGUCACGGCCACGAUCCCGGCCACGAUCCCGGUCACGGUCAAGAUCUCUAUCUCGGGAUAGAACCGGUUCUCCGCCUCGUGGUCGACGGCGGUCUCGAUCUUAUUCCCGUUCGCCUUCGCGGUCAUACUCUCGUUCGAGAUCUUAUUCCCGAUCGCCAUCUCCGAGACCUAAAUCUAAAGGGGCUAAAGGCCGGAGCAGUUACCGGGCCGCCAGUUAUUCGCGGUCGAGAUCUCCGGUCAGACGAGUUGGUUAUUCUAGAAGCAGGUCUCCAAGCGUGUCUGGAGGUUCCUCUCGAAGUCCUUCUAGAAGUCCUUGUAGAAGCCCCAACAAGGGCCGUGCUCCUACUCCGGAGAAAGGUCUUUCGCCGCCUCGAAAGCGAGUGCGCGCCAGUGAUUUGUUCUAA
Molecule: messenger RNA, 2865 nt
Organism: Yarrowia lipolytica CLIB122
Lineage: Eukaryota; Fungi; Ascomycota; Dipodascomycetes; Dipodascales
Biological process (GO): mRNA splicing, via spliceosome
Cellular component (GO): catalytic step 2 spliceosome
Molecular function (GO): protein binding; RNA binding
Source: RefSeq, a predicted model, not a curated record